Cyprinodon tularosa is the source of this 2157-nucleotide messenger RNA. It is a transcript of the gene nog2, whose product is annotated as noggin 2. The coding region runs from base 822 to 1457 and encodes 211 amino acids. The record is from RefSeq and is a predicted model, not a curated record. The transcript is spliced from 2 exons. Gene Ontology annotation, biological process: negative regulation of cell differentiation; negative regulation of BMP signaling pathway; dorsal/ventral pattern formation. NCBI's taxonomy places the organism in Eukaryota, Metazoa, Chordata, Actinopteri, Cyprinodontiformes, Cyprinodontidae.
ACUGCGCUCCUCUUGCUGCAGACACACACUCUCUCACACACAGUGAAAAGCUCCACCGCCAAGACUCCUGCAGUAUAGUAGCAACACGGUAGGAGCUUCUGUAAGCAGUUAUCAGAGCCGUAGAAAGCGGGGUCCCUCAGGAACCUGAAGCGCUCCAGACAAUGUUGGACUAUUUAGUCAUGAAUUGCAAUUCUGGGCUUUUUUGAGAGGAUUUAGCAAUGCUGCGCUCAGAGCAACUCUGAACUCUUCUCACUUGCAGACGUUUUGCUUUUGCAUGCUUUCACGUGAAAUGCACAGACGCUGGUAGUUGUUGCAAAGCCGGCUGUCUUAGAGUUCCUCCAAACUAAGACUAUUUUAUUAGCAAGGGGAAAAAACUGAUCUGCGAUUUGGAGCAACUGAAAAUAUGGAUGGAUCUUAUUUCUUGAGUUGAGAUUUUGCACCCUGGACCACUGGGAGUAGCGGCAGAGAGAGCAGGCUGCAUGUUCACGGACUGUGCGCUCUGGGACUUUUGGCAACUAUCAGCGCGUCAGGCAACGUAAAGAGGGAGCCGUGCGUAAAAAUAACACACAUCGCCAGCUGCUGACAUUCAAAACUUGGAUUUUGUUCAUUCAUUCCAUGCUAUUCUCUCCACGGCUACUGUCAUCCGAAGUGAGGACAGUUCGCCGUGUCUUCCAAUCCCUCAGCGGUAACCAUGACAACCUAAAGAAACCCAAAGUGAAUUCAAGGAGCGGACAGCACAGCCAUUCUGAGAAGAACUGAAUAAUUGCUUUGCUGCACCCACCCUGACAGAGAAGAGCCGGUGCGCGUAUUAAGGAGGAAUAAUGGGCUUCUCGCAAACGCUCCUGGUUUACGCGCUGGUGUGCGUCCAUCUCGGAGUUUCUCAGCCUUUCUUUCGGCUCCGUCCGCAGCCCAGCGAUAACCUCCCCGUCCCGGAUCUCAAGGAGGAUCCCGAUCCGGAGUACGACCCCCGGGAGCAGGACUUGGCCGAAAAGCCUCUAAGGAGAAAGCUCGGCAGCCACUUUGACCCUAACUUCAUGUCCAUCAGCGCACCACAGCCGGUGAACCUCUCCACCUCGGACGCCCAGUGGAAGCCACCGGGCCACAUGCCCAACGAGAUUAAAAAGCUGGACCUCACGGAGACCCCUUACGGGAAACGGUUAAAAGUGGGUAAGAAAGCGCGAAGGAAAUUCCUGCAGCUUCUCUGGACAUACACAUACUGCCCUGUGGUGUACACUUGGAAGGACCUGGGCGUGAGGUUCUGGCCGCGCUACAUCAAGGAGGGGAACUGCUCUUCGGAGCGCUCAUGCUCCUUCCCUGAGGGGAUGUCCUGCAAAGCUGUUAAGUCCAUCAGCAAGACUUUCCUGCGGUGGUAUUGCCAAGGCUUUCUAAGACAAAAAUACUGUACGUGGAUACCGGUGCAAUACCCAAUCAUCUCAGAGUGCAAGUGUAUGUGCUGAGUUUACUCCAAUGAAGUGGACUGGAACUACAGUUUGAAUUGCACUGUUAACUCUCUACAGAGGUGGGCACCAUAGCAGAUCUAUUUUUUUAUAUGGCAUUUAAGUGAAAUACCUACAUUGUACAUAUCUAAGGGAAAAAAAUGCAGCUAUUUUUUUUUUUAUUGAACUUGGACCAUAUUCAAACAUUGUUUAUUUUUUCCUCCUGCCGGAGACCUUCAUGAGGAAGAGCUUUUUUAUAUAAAUAUAUUUUUAUGAGACAUUGAUGAAGGAAUUCAUAAUAUGCUACACUUCUCCAAGAGGUGACCUUUAUUUUUUUCCUCCAACUGAACAAUGAUGCUGUCUGUUAUUUCACUGCAAUGCUGCCAAGAGUUUUUGUAUAAUAUUAAUAUCAAUAAUUAUUAAACUGUAAAAAGUUGAGGUUUUAUAUAUAUAUAUAUAUAUAUAUAUAUAUAUAUAUAUAUAUAUAUAUAUAUAUAUAUAUAUAUAUAUAUAUAUAUAUAUAUAUAUAUAUAUAUAUAUGUAUGUAUGUAUAAAAGGCGUGAACUCAGCUUUUUUUGAAUACUUAGAGUUGUAGAAAUAAGCAAAUCUGUAUGUUUUAUUUAUUACUUUAACGAUUUGUGAGUAUAGAUCAUAAGGAAAGAAAAUAGCAGAAUAUUACCAGAAAGAAAUACAGAAGAUGUCUACUUGAAUAUUUUUAAAA